Molecule: messenger RNA, 1138 nt
Organism: Xylaria bambusicola
Lineage: Eukaryota; Fungi; Ascomycota; Sordariomycetes; Xylariales; Xylariaceae
Exons: 1
Coding region: 328-777 (149 amino acids)
Source: RefSeq, a predicted model, not a curated record
GAUAGCCUAACCGCUUGACUAAAUUCUUUGCACCGCGUCCAGGAGCGCAUGGAUUCCAUCCCUGUCGUUUUCAUACCAAUUAUGAAGUCGUUCGUGAGACCGGAGUACACGCCAGUCCGUCCUACGUAACCAGAGGCAGGGCCGACAAUACUAUGACACACAUGUGCAGCCUUAGAUAAUUUAUAUAAUUGCUGAAUUGACCAUCGUACUACUGUAAUGUCUGUGAUGCUCUCUACUCAUCACAUCUCAUCCAUCUCGAUAGUCAUCUAUCUACUUGCACACUUCUGAUCAGUUCUACCUUAUCCCAUCAAAGCCCCAAUUGAAACCAUGCCUUCAUUCCCUGACCGCAAGUACAUCGCCGACGUGUUCGCCAACUUCUACGACCCGCCCGAGGGAACCAAGAAGUUCUUCGAGUAUGUCGAUGACAACGUGCAUUGGCAAGUGACGGGCCAGCACCGCUUCAGCGGCACCUGGACGACCAAGGAAGACUACUACAACGCGACGUGGGCCAACAUCAACAAGCUCCUCAAGCCGCCCGGAUACAAGCUGGAGAGCCCGAACAUCAUCGUCGACGCGGAGACGGGCUGGUCCGUCAUCGAGAUGAAGACGGUCGACGUCAAGACCAACGUGGGGGUGCCCUACGUGCAGCACUACUCUUGGCACUGCCGCUGGAACACGGACGGCAAGAUUGUGGAGGCCAAGGCUUUCCUCGAUGCGGACCACCUUGAGAAGGUCCUUGGCGGGGAGCAGAAGCGUCUUGGUCUCGUUGCUGAGUAAGGAUUUCUUGGAGACCUUCACGUGCGUGUGUGCGUGUGUUUGUAUGUGUGUGUGUUAUGAAGUCAAAAGAUCUGCUGUUGAAAAGUUGGAAUGAGGGCGGCUUUUGAGGACUUUCAACAAUUGGUACACGAUUCGGACAAAUGUUAGCCCUCAUAGCAAUCUGACAUUCGCUCAAACCGCCGUGGCGUCACGUUACGUACGAGACAUGGUACAAUUAGAAAUGUUGAGUAGACAAUGAUGAUCGGUCUUGAGGCUUGGCUUUGUUUCUCACCGAGAUAAUUGCAUAAUCGUAGAGGGGACUGGAGGUUUGUUUCGCCUGGUCUGAAAGUACCUAAUCUGCUGGUGAUUGUUAAUAGGUAGG